AUGCAAAUCCAUCACGAAGAAACCACUAGCCGAGAAGACCAGUGGGCAUUCCGCCACUUCGUUAGCAAAGUGUUUUACUUCCGUGUAGAGCCUGCAGUAGAUCGGGUGAUUAGACUCAACCGAGUGAUUCGUUCCUGGCGGCAACUCAACGGCAAACUGCAACCUCCUGAGACGCAACCUCAACGCAUCCGCUCGACUCGCCGCCAGGUGGCAGCACGUUGCCACCAACAGCAACAUUCCAGAGUAUUCGAGACAGUAACCCGAGUGCCCGAGAAGAGCUUGGAAGUGACGCAGACGAAGAACGACAACGCGGCGGUGAACGUCACGUGUUCCGCCGAAGGCGUCUACCCGGAGCCAGUCAUCGUCAUCCAGCGCCAGGAGAGCUAUUAA
This is a messenger RNA of Gryllus bimaculatus (two-spotted cricket), 390 nucleotides long. The record is from the annotation of a GenBank genome assembly. Lineage: Eukaryota; Metazoa; Arthropoda; Insecta; Orthoptera; Gryllidae.